This is a messenger RNA of Dibothriocephalus latus, 366 nucleotides long. The record is from the annotation of a GenBank genome assembly. NCBI's taxonomy places the organism in Eukaryota, Metazoa, Platyhelminthes, Cestoda, Diphyllobothriidea, Diphyllobothriidae.
AUGAAGGAUAUCGUCGCCCUGCCCGCUGACAAAGAGCGCUCAACUGUCGUCAUGGAUAAGGUCGACUACUGUGAAAAAGUAGAAAAUCUACUGAUGGACAAGGAUUCGUAUGUGCCAUCGACCGUCAGCGAGUUUAAAAAGUUUGAAAACGCCAUUAAUAAGACGAUCAACGAGUUGAGAAAUAGAGGAGCUCUCACAAGAAGGGAAGCGCUGGCUGCAAAGGCCGCCGAUGCUGCAAUGGUACGUUUCUACGGCCUACCAAAGGUGCACAAACCAGGAGUGCCCUUGCACCCCCAUCAUAUCCCUACGUGGCACCCCAACCUUUGGGUUGUCAAAUUGACUUCCUCAGCCACCGUGCUUCAUUAG